AACAAAAGAGACCUAUUUCGUCUGCGUUGUUUCGAAGCUGUUGAAACAGAUAAAAAUAAAAUAAAUAACCAAAAAAUCGAGCGUAUUCUGAAAUUCGAAAAUCCAGAAACCACCGCCAUAGAUCCCCUCCCCGCCUCCCUUCAUCGCCGGAGCAUUGGGUUUUCUUCCGGCAUUAUUAUCGAGCAAUGAAGAAAGGAGGAGCGAAGAGAAAGGGAGCUUCAAAAGCGACUCGCAAAGGUGCUGCUGCUGCUGCGGAGAGUCAGAACGAUGAUGAGGUGAUUGCUGAGUCUCCCGAGGCGUCCACGCAGGAGGAGAGUCAGCAGCCUAAGGAAGAUGUCGUCGACGAGAACGGGGAAUCUGCGAAGGGGAAUCAGGAAGACGAAGAGGAAGAAGCUAAACCGGACGAUUCUCCUUCUCAGCAGCAACAAGAGGACGUCAAGGCGGAGGAAGUCGAUGGAGAUAAGAAGAAACCUGGUCGUCCUCCUCGUGGUGGUGGUAAGCGAAAGAGGGCCGCCACGAAGAAGGAGGUUGAUGAGAAGAAACUGGUUCCUCCGAAAGCGCGAGUGGUUAAACCACAGGAAGAGCCUGAGUACUUCGAGGACGAGCGUAAUCUGGAGGGUCUGUGGAAGGCUGCAUUUCCCGUGGGAACGGAGUGGGACCAGUUAGAUGCACUUUAUGAAUUUAAUUGGGAUUUCAAGCAUCUUGAAGAAGCAUUGGAGGAGGAAGGUGGAUUGCUCUUCGGGAAGAAAGUCUUUCUUUUCGGCUGUACAGAACCCCAGUUAGUCCCCUUCAAAGGCGCAAACAAGAUCCUCCAUGUCCCAGCAGUUGUUGCUGUUGAAUCGCCCUUUCCACCUUCUGAUAAGAUAGGAAUCACGUCGGUUCAGAGGGAAGUGGAGGAAAUCAUUCCAAUGAAGACAAUGAAAAUGGACUGGCUUCCUUACAUUCCGCUUGAGAACAGAGGUAGACAAGUUGAUAGGAUGAACUUUCAAAUAUUUGUCUUGGGCUGUACGCGGAGGAGAGCUGCUCUCAGACAUAUGAAGGAAGAUCUCGUUAAGAAGUACGAGUAUUGCCUUCCUUAUUUCUAUCAGCCGUUUAAGGAAGAUGAACUCGAACAGAGUACUGAGGUCCAGAUAAUGUUUCCCUCUGAACCGCCGGUUGUAUGCGAAUUUGACUGGGAGUUUGACGAACUUGACGAAUUUGUUGAUAAGCUGAUCGAAGAGGAAGCCUUACCUGCAGAACAGAAGGAUGAGUUCAAAGAAUAUGUCAAAGUGCAAGUUCGAGCUGCAAAGAAAGCUAAUCGAGAGUCCAAAGAUGCUCGAAGGAAGGCAAUAGAAGAAAUGAGCGAAGAUACUAAACAAGCCUUUCAAAGCAUGAAGUUUUACAAAUUCUACCCUCUGCCUUCAACAGAAACACCUGACGUCUCUGGCGUCAAGUCGCCGUUCAUCAACCGAUACUAUGGAAAGGCUGAUCAAGUCCUCUGAUCCAGAAUAUCUUUUCUUGGCAGCUUCAACAGAAAUCAAACUUAGAUUUAAUCACAGGUGCUCUCAGAAACUCUUUGAGUUUAUUUAUAGUUAAAAAGCCUAGUUUGAACGACAACGUGUAAUUUUGUUCAUCUAUGAGUGUAUUCUCCUUUAGAAGUACUGAGAUCUUUGAAGUGUCACUAGAACCAUUUUUUCUCGGUGGAAAAUUUGAGACAGCUAUUUAUUAUUCUACCCUUGAAGUUAAUUUGCAA
Raphanus sativus (radish) is the source of this 1732-nucleotide messenger RNA. RefSeq names its product protein HEAT INTOLERANT 4. The record is from RefSeq and is a predicted model, not a curated record. The coding region runs from base 186 to 1481 and encodes 431 amino acids. Gene Ontology annotation, biological process: regulation of cellular response to heat. The transcript is spliced from 13 exons. Lineage: Eukaryota; Viridiplantae; Streptophyta; Magnoliopsida; Brassicales; Brassicaceae.